AUGCUUCGGGGAGGCAGGGGACCCGGGCAUGGACUGCGUGAGCGACUGCGUCUCCCGUCUGCUCAGCCCCUCGUCGUCGUCGCCGCCGUCAUCAUCACCGUUGUCGUCGUCGUCGUCGUCGUCGUCGUCGUCGUCUCCCCGACACAGCUUCCGUCGUGCACAUGUCUCGCCAGUCCGUGGACGGAGCACCUCGACCGCGGUGCGACGUGCGUCGUGUCAAUCUCGCCACGGCGUCUCGCUCUCGGCCCUCGCCCGCUUGGUGCCGUCUCCUGCGAGCCCGGUUCUCGACUCGGCCACCCGCCUCCUCCUCUCACGUACCUUUGCUCCGCCGGCGGCUGCCUUGAAAAGCAGUCUCACACACUGGUCGAGAUUGGCCUUGAUCGAGGCCGUGGAGCAGAUCUGACCGACUGCCUGGGCUUCUGGCCAGACAAGGAGCACGAUGCGGUACGUACGACAGACUGGGACGGGGUUACGCGAACCGCCAUCGCCGUGGUGAACUAG
Metarhizium album ARSEF 1941 is the source of this 501-nucleotide messenger RNA. RefSeq lists its product as uncharacterized. The record is from RefSeq and is a predicted model, not a curated record. Bases 1 to 501 code for a protein of 166 amino acids. NCBI's taxonomy places the organism in Eukaryota, Fungi, Ascomycota, Sordariomycetes, Hypocreales, Clavicipitaceae. The transcript has a single exon.